Messenger RNA from Chaetomium fimeti, 691 nucleotides. Its product is annotated as adenylate kinase-domain-containing protein. The transcript is spliced from 3 exons. Gene Ontology annotation, biological process: UDP biosynthetic process; CDP biosynthetic process. Bases 1 to 576 code for a protein of 191 amino acids. Lineage: Eukaryota; Fungi; Ascomycota; Sordariomycetes; Sordariales; Chaetomiaceae. The record is from RefSeq and is a predicted model, not a curated record. Gene Ontology annotation, cellular component: nucleus; cytoplasm. Gene Ontology annotation, molecular function: UMP kinase activity; ATP binding.
AUGCUGGGUGGUCCUGGAUCUGGGAAGGGAACGCAAUGCCAGAUGCUUUCGCAGAAAUUCGACCUCGCCCACAUCAGCAUCGGAGAUGUGCUGCGCCAGGAAGUAAAUCGCCCGGGCAGUCAGUAUGCCGACAUGAUCCGGGAAAACAUGAUUGCUGGCAGGCUUGGCCCAACGAAAAUAAUCGUGUCCAUCCUGAGAGAUCACAUGUUAAGAAGCCUAGCACAAGGGACGCAUGGCUUCAUUCUUGAUGGCUUCCCACGCGACAAGGAGCGGUACGACUACUUUGUGGAAUCGAUCGGUCCCAUCACCCUCCUCAUCGUUCUCGACUGCCCAGAAUCCACAAUGAUAGACCGCCUCACGCUGUCUGACCGCAAUCGUUUUGACGAUAACACGGACAGCAUCAGAAAGCGCAUCGAAACCUUCCAGAAAACGACAUGCGAGGUGAUCGAUGACUUCCGAGGCCGAAACAAACUCCACACCGUCAACUCGGACCAAGAACCCGGCGCCGUUGCGCUCCAGGUAGACGCCAUUUUAGACGGUGUGGUCAAGAAGCGGACAGAACCGGUUCCGGCCUAGGCGGCGUCACAGCCUCCUAGACCAUUGCUGGACAGAGGAAACUGGGAAUGCAAUAUCUAGCAGCCAUUAUGGACAAAUAAGGAUGUAGAAGUCGCUCAGACGGGGAGGAGCUGAC